AUGCUCCGUUCAUCCUUCAUCCUUCAUCCUUUAUUCCUCAUCGUCAACCUGUAUUCGCGCCACGCUUUCUUUGUCCGCCACUUCGAGCCAGACAGAUCAGGGUUCGUUAUCAGCGCUGCAUUCUUGCAAAAGUUCGCCCGGUUCCUUGGCAACAUCGGCAACAUUGGCGUAUCAUAUCUCGGGCCGCCCCAUGCACCCUGGCUGCUCAUAUGCGGCAUGAGCCCGGAACCACGCUAUGCAGUCCCCCCACAUCACGACAAUCCUUCCAUGCUAUGGAUAUGGAUCGAAGACCUUUUGUUUGUCGUGACCCCUGACUAG
Molecule: messenger RNA, 318 nt
Organism: Ilyonectria robusta
Lineage: Eukaryota; Fungi; Ascomycota; Sordariomycetes; Hypocreales; Nectriaceae
Exons: 1
Coding region: 1-318 (105 amino acids)
Source: RefSeq, a predicted model, not a curated record